Molecule: messenger RNA, 1291 nt
Organism: Carassius auratus (goldfish)
Lineage: Eukaryota; Metazoa; Chordata; Actinopteri; Cypriniformes; Cyprinidae
Exons: 2
Coding region: 119-1291 (390 amino acids)
Source: RefSeq, a predicted model, not a curated record
CCUUGUUCAUGAGUUGUGUUGUUUAUUUUUUAGGCCUCAUAGCAUUCAUCCUGCAGUGAGAGAGGGGAUAAGAGAGCACAUCCUGAGCUUCCCACGCCAACCGAACCACUACUCACGGAUGAAGGGAGAUGUGGAGAGGGAGUACCUGAGCCCUGAUUUAAACCUGCUCCGCAUGUUCCGCCUGUACAAGGAAAACAAUCCAGCAUCCACUGCAAAGUUCUGGCUCUAUAGGGACAUCUUCAAGCAGCAAAACCUCAGUUUUGGGCAGCCAAGAAGUGAUACUUGUGCAAAAUGUGACGCCCUGUUCUCAAAAUUAGUAGCUACUACAACAGAUGGAGAAAGGUUGAAGAUCACAGCCAAGAGUGAGCUUCACCACCGGAAAGCCGAAAAAGCAUACACCCAGUUGCAGGCUGACACAGAGUGGGCCAAAGCCAAUGAUGACUGCCAUGUCAUUUGUAUCGACAUGCAGGGGGUAGUGUACACGCCAAACCUGACACACUCCAACGUGUACUAUCAACGGCAGCUGGCCAACUACAACCUCUGUAUCCAGGAGAUGGGCACUGACAAACCUCCUACAAUGUGCCUCUGGCAUGAGGGCAUCGCUCACAGAGGUUCCAUCGAGGUGGCAAGCUGUCUUUUGAAGUGGGCAGAAACAUCUUUCGCUCCCCUAGUCCAGGCAAAGGAACGGAAGCUCAUCAUCUAUAGUGACCGAUGCUGUGGGCAGAACAACAACUGGCGAGUCCUAAACCUCAUGGCCCUACUCGUAUCUAGAGGGUACUUCAGUCAGAUAGAGCAGAAGUUCAUGGUGUCUGGUCACUCCUUCCUUCCCUGUGACCGUUCAUUUGCCACGCUGGACAAGAGGUGUAAGGUGUCCACACUCCACACCCCCAGCGAUGUCGCCGAGAUGAUCCGUGGAGCCAGGCAGCUGCAUCCAUUUAAAGUAAUUGAGAUGAAAUGUGCGGACUUCAGGCAGCUCCCUGAUGCAACAUUAAAGCAUCCACCUGGCUUCCUAAUCACAUCCAUGAUGUGGUUGAAAGUGACAGCUACUGAUCCAUGGUGUGUCCACACAAAAGGGAGCCACAGCCUCUACGAGGGAUGGAAGCAUUGGCUGAUCACCAAACAGAGGAAGAAUCAACCACCUCCAGCUCCCUUGUUCUCCACUACGUAUGCUCGUGCUUACGAGGACCCUUUGCCCAUCAAGAAGGAGAAGCACUGUGACCUUAUGAAAAUGCUAGCCUACAUGCCAGCGGAGGCCCAAGCAUUUUAUGGGACAUUAGAAUGUGAAGAGUAG